AUGUGCCUCAAUUGUGAACCAUGUCGCAUAUAUAUUGGAAGGUACUUUCAUGGUACUGACUUCCUUGGAAGCACAAGGAAGAAGCAUGCAAGCCAUAUUUGGAGGUCCAUCCUAGCUAGGAAAGAAGUCCUUGGACGGGAACUGAUCAAAAGGAUCGGAGAUGGCACCUCAACUAACUUUUGGCAGGAUAGGUGGAUUCCAUUGCACUUUGAUGCUAGACCGAUAACGCCCAGAGAUGAUCAAGAGGGUAUGACCGGGGCUGUCCUUCGGGAUCAGGCCGGUAAUUUUGAAGGUGGGAAGGAGGGGAAAGCGAAGUGGUACCCCUACGACUUAGAUUCUUUGUUGAUGGAGACCCUGGCCGGCAGGGAUGGUGUGGCUCUAGUCGAGGAGAUGGGCGUUCAAAGGGUGCAAGUUGAAACAGAUAGCAAAAACGGUGAAGUUGUGGGAGGCGGUGAACAUCUAGAGAUCGCGCAUCUCUCUGAUGAUGUAAUUGCGUUGCUCAUGUACUGCCUAAGCAGGUCUCAGAUGACGAUAGGAUGGUCAAACAUUAGUGGGGCCACCUCAAACCUUAGAGAUUCAACAGGAAGGCCAUUUACAUCAUCCUUUUCCGGUCAAUCUGGAUCACUUCCGGGUUUUCAUCACUCAGGCUCACACAACAUUCAUGGAAAUCUUAAUCUUGCAAAUAUCUCUGGAUCAUUAGCACCAAGAAAUAAUUCAUUGGCGGGCAUUCCGUCUCCAGGGUUUCAACAACCCGGUGGUGGUAUUUCCAGUGGCCGCUUCCCUUCAAAUAAUCUUCAAGCUUCCAUGUCUCAGAUUCCUCAUGGGCAUUCUGGGAUCAGCAACAGAGGAGGUAUGAAUGUUGGGGGAAAUCCUGGAUUUAGUAGUAGCACGAAUGCUAUUGGUGGUUCAAUACAAGGUUUAUCCUCAAACUUGGCUAAUGUGGGUAACCGCAAUUCUGCUCCUGGGUUGGUAGCUUCUCCAGUCUUAGGGAAUUUAGGUCCACGGAUAACAAAUUCUGGGAAUAUUAUGGGUGGGGGCAAUAUUGGGAGAAGUAUAAGCUCUGGAGGACUGUCUAUGCCUAGUAUUGCAACUCGCAUGAAUUUAAGUGGCAACUCUGGAAGUGGGGCUAUCAACAUUCAAGGAUCCAACCGUAUGGGUAGUAUGCUUCAACAAGCAUCCCCACAGUUUAUGAACUUGCUUGGAAGUUCUUACCCAUCACCUGGAGGGUCACUAUCUCAGAAUCAAGUACAGUCAGGAAGCAGUUCUUUAGGAUCUUCUGGAAUGCUAUAUGAUGGAAGCUCAGGUGACAAUGCUCCAUUUGAUAUUAGUGACUUCCCUCAGUUAACUGGACGGCCUAAUUCUGCUGGAGGUGGUCAAGGACAAUAUGGAUCACUGAGAAAGCAUGGAGUAAGUGUCAAUGCCAUUGUGCAACAAAAUCAGGAAUUCAGCAUUCAGAACGAAGAUUUUCCAGCUUUACCAGGAAAUAAAGGUAGUUCCUCAGAUUAUCCUAUGGAUAUCCAUCACAAGGACCACCUUCAUGAGAAUGUAAAUAUUAUGCAAGCACAACAUUAUCCUAUGGCUAGACCAUCUGGCUUUAACUUGGGAAGCAGCUAUCCACCCCGUCAACAUCAGCAGAGUGCUAAUUCAGUUAAAAAUGCUGGGCUGGAAACUAUUGGACUAAGACCAUCAAAUUCUCCAAGUCCGUCAACUAAUUCGGGGGUUUAUGAGCAAUUCAUGCAGAAGUACCAUCAACCACAGACUCAAAAUUCACUUAGGUUGCAGGCAUCUUCAGGUCCUCAACAGUACAAGGAUCAGAGCCAAAAAUCCGUUCAGGGAACACAGGCUGCGCCAGAUCCAUAUAGCUUACUUGGAUUGUUGGGUUUAAUAAGAAUGAAAGAGCCUGGACCAACAGCUCUUGCUUUGGGGAUUGAUUUGACAUCGUUGGGGUUGAAUUUGAACUCCCAAGAUAAUCUUUACAAGACAUUUGGCUCUCCGUGGUCAAAUGAGCCAGCUAUAGGAGAGCCUGAUUAUCAGAUCCCUGCUUGUUUCUCCGCAGAGCCACCACCAGCACUGCAACCAUUACAUUUUCAGAAGUUUCACCCCUUGACACUAUUCUACAUCUUUUACAGCAUGCCUAAGGAUGUCGCUCAGUUAUAUGCUGCUAAUGAACUAUACAAUAAAGGGUGGUUUUACCACAAAGACUACCGUGUCUGGCUCACAAGAGCUCCUAAUUCUGCACCUCUUGUGAAAACUCCACUUCAUGAACGAGGGUCCUACAUUUGUUUUGAUCCAAGCAUCUGGGAUACUGUCCAUAAGGACAAUUUUGUUCUUCAUUACGAAGCAGUGGAGAAGAGACCUGUCCUUCCUUCUGCUGGCCAAAAUAUUAGGCGAGAAUUAUAA
Miscanthus lutarioriparius is the source of this 2400-nucleotide messenger RNA. The record is from the annotation of a GenBank genome assembly. NCBI's taxonomy places the organism in Eukaryota, Viridiplantae, Streptophyta, Magnoliopsida, Poales, Poaceae.